CCCAACACCAUGUCUGACUCUGAAAGUGAGACGGAUUAUAGGUCGUCCGUUGAGCGUAACCUAGAUGAGGUAAUUGAUACUGUUAAGUAUCUCGCUGAGACCCUUGAUUCGGAUAAUUAUAAAGAUGUCUAUAACCCAUAUUCGAAACACUAUAGAAUUGAUGAUUUGCGAAUUCACCUUACCGAGAAACGGGACUAUAUCAAAGAGAAAGCUGAUGAAACCAAGGGUAACAUGGCUGCUGGCGAAGAUGUGAUUGAGAAAGUGGAGCAGUUGAUGGCACUGAAUAAGAAAAUAAGAGACCAUGUCGAGGGCCGUCAGAGUUAUCCAGGCAAUAUUAAAACCGCGAUGAACGAAAUCGGUCCAGAGCUUAAGCGCUAUACGAUAUUCUUGGAGGAUGCUAUAUACCCACAGGGCUGGGAUAAAAGCCCCUGGACGGACCGUAUCGUGGCCGCCUUCAACAAUUAUGCUCCGGACGAUUUAAAAUUCAAGAAUGAUGGAACAGAGUUUAUCUCUGAUAAUUAUAAAUGAUUGACAGGAAGAUAUAUUUUGGGGUUGUGAUCUCUCGGUUCAUUUGCAAAGAUUUAUAUCCUGUAAACUCUGCCUUCCUGUAUCAGAGCUCUUGGCUGAGGCUUAGUUCUCACUGUGCCUGCUAAUUUCAGAUAGCUGGUUUCAUAACAUUCCUGAAAUCCAAGGUGCGAUCUCAACAGCAUGUUAUAUUUCAGUGUAAGAUGACAAGUAGCCCCAAGAUCCACCCUAGAUUUACAGUCAUGUUGUGUUAUCUUCCCAAAGCAGGAAUUGAUUCAUUACAAG
This is a messenger RNA of Aspergillus wentii DTO 134E9, 810 nucleotides long. RefSeq lists its product as uncharacterized. The transcript has 4 exons. The record is from RefSeq and is a predicted model, not a curated record. Bases 10 to 528 code for a protein of 172 amino acids. NCBI's taxonomy places the organism in Eukaryota, Fungi, Ascomycota, Eurotiomycetes, Eurotiales, Aspergillaceae.